ACUCAGUCAAACACACUCAUUCACUUACACUCUCAAAGCAUUCAUCUUUUUUAGAGAAAGCUUCACAGAGGAAGAAAGAAAGAAAAGAAGGGAAAUGGCAACAAAGAUGAGCUGCAGCUGGUCUGCUGAGAAUGCCACAAAAGCUUACAUCAGAACAAUGAACAUGGCAAGGGCAGAAGACGCCAACCAGCUCAACGGAGCGGAGUUUGUCUCCGCUCUCGCAGCGGGGAACAACGCCCGCUACACUGUGGUGGCGUGCUCUGGUCAUGCAGACUCAAUCACCCUCGCCCUUGCCGCAGCCUCCCACCAAACAGGAGGCCGUGUCGUCUGCAUCCUCCCAGAAGCCGGCCUUCUAGAAGCUUCUAGACUCUCUCUGGGCUCAAACAUUGAGUUCCUCGUGGGGGAUGCCCAAGAGCUUCUGUCGGGUGACUAUAGAGACGCGGACUUCAUAGCCAUCGACUGCAACCUUGAGAACCAUGAGGAGAUUUUCAAAUCUGUUCAAGGGAGUGGAAGGCAGUGCAACACUGUGGUGCUGGGUUACAAUGCGUUUGGGAAGAGAUCGUGGAGAAGUAGCAGUUUAAGGAUCAGCCUGUUGCCGAUAGGCGAAGGGUUGUUGAUGACACGAAUUGCUAGUGCUAAGAAGAGUGGUGUGGUGGGGAUGGAGAAGAGAGGGCGCUUCGUUGUGAAGGUAGAUAAGUGCACCGGGGAGGAGCAUUUUUUCCGGGUCAGGUCGACCCCGAGACCAGUGAUUCAAGCUUAGAUCUAUCUAUCAUAUCACUGCCCCUCUCAUAGCUCCAACCCAAGCAGGCUUACCUACUCCAAAACAAGAGUCCUUAACUAAAGUGUGCAUAUAACUCAUUUCAUCUGGUGCAGAUUCAUUCAGCAGAUCUCCUCACUUUUUCCCUGCAUCUUUUUUGUUGUGACACUCCAGGACUGUCAAGUUUCUGUGUCACAAUUAUCCCAUUAUUUCAUUUCAUACAAUUGUAUGGUUUCAUUGUUGAGAUGUAUAUGAACAUUUUUAUUGGAAAUGGGAAGACCAAACAGUUCAUUCAAUUAUGAAGUACCCACCAUUUUGAUCAAUGUGAAUCCUUUUACACUAUAAGAUCUUAAGUUACACUAAUGGACUGGU
Messenger RNA from Cuscuta campestris, 1129 nucleotides. NCBI's taxonomy places the organism in Eukaryota, Viridiplantae, Streptophyta, Magnoliopsida, Solanales, Convolvulaceae. The record is from the annotation of a GenBank genome assembly.